GCGGGGCGCCUGCAGGGGCAGCCGGCGGUCGCGGGAAAAGCGCCUAUCAAGACCGGGAUAAGCCGGCCCAGAUCCGCUUCAGCAAUAUCUCCGCCGCCAAAGCUGUUGCUGAUGCUAUUAGAACAAGCCUUGGACCGAAAGGAAUGGAUAAAAUGAUUCAAGAUGGAAAAGGUGAUGUGACUAUUACAAAUGAUGGUGCUACCAUUCUGAAACAAAUGCAGGUGUUACAUCCAGCAGCCAGAAUGCUCGUGGAGCUGUCUAAGGCUCAAGACAUAGAAGCAGGAGAUGGCACUACAUCAGUGGUCAUCAUUGCUGGUUCUCUCUUAGAUUCUUGUACCAAGCUUCUUCAGAAAGGGAUUCAUCCAACCAUCAUUUCGGAGUCAUUCCAGAAGGCUUUGGAAAAAGGUCUUGAAAUCUUAACUGACAUGUCUCGACCUGUGGAACUUAGUGACAGAGAGACUUUGUUAAAUAGCGCAGCCACUUCAUUGAACUCAAAGGUUGUGUCUCAAUAUUCAAGUCUGCUUUCUCCAAUGAGUGUAAAUGCAGUGAUGAAAGUGAUUGACCCAGCCACAGCCACUAGUGUAGAUCUUAGGGAUAUUAAAAUAGUUAAGAAACUUGGUGGAACCAUUGAUGACUGUGAGUUGGUGGAAGGACUGGUUCUCACUCAAAAGGUGGCAAAUUCUGGCAUCACCAGAGUUGAAAAGGCUAAGAUUGGGCUUAUUCAGUUUUGCUUAUCUGCUCCCAAGACAGAUAUGGAUAAUCAAAUAGUCGUUUCUGACUAUGUCCAGAUGGACCGAGUACUGCGAGAAGAAAGAUCCUACAUUCUAAAUUUGGUGAAACAAAUAAAAAAAGCAGGAUGUAAUGUUCUUCUUAUACAGAAGUCUAUUUUAAGAGAUGCUCUCAGUGAUCUUGCAUUACAUUUCCUGAACAAAAUGAAGAUUAUGGUGGUUAAAGAUAUUGAAAGAGAAGACAUUGAAUUCAUUUGCAAGACUAUUGGAACCAAGCCAGUUGCUCACAUUGACCAGUUCACUGCUGACAUGCUGGGAUCAGCUGAGUUGGCAGAGGAGAUCAGUUUAAAUGGUUCUGGUAAACUGCUGAAGAUUACAGGCUGUACAAGCCCAGGAAAAACAGUUACAAUUGUUGUUCGUGGUUCUAACAAAUUGGUGAUUGAAGAAGCUGAGCGCUCCAUUCAUGAUGCUCUCUGUGUUAUUCGCUGUUUAGUGAAGAAGAGAGCUCUUAUUGCAGGAGGUGGUGCUCCAGAAAUAGAAUUGGCCCUACGGUUAACUGAAUAUUCACGAACAUUGAGUGGUAUGGAAUCCUACUGUGUUCGUGCUUUCGCAGAUGCAAUGGAAGUCAUUCCAUCUACUCUAGCUGAAAAUGCUGGCCUGAAUCCCAUUUCUACAGUAACAGAACUUAGAAACCGACAUGCACAAGGAGAAAAAACUACAGGCAUUAAUGUCCGAAAGGGUGGUAUUUCCAACAUCUUGGAGGAACUAGUUGUCCAGCCUUUGUUGGUUUCAGUCAGUGCAUUGACUCUAGCAACUGAAACUGUCCGGAGCAUUCUGAAAAUUGAUGAUGUGGUAAACACUCGGUAAUGUGGAUUACAUUGGCUGACAAGCCACUGAUAGUGCAGCUGGAGUAGAAGAUCACCUUGGUAUUCCUGGUUGUCUGGAAGAUUGUUUCCUCCAUGAAUUCCUGUGCCUCGUCUUCCAGUUGGCAUUUGUUUGAAAUUGUAUUGACACAAUUUAAAGAUAAUAUUAAAUAUUUGGUUUCGAAAGGCAGAAUUUUUGUUUGUUUUUUU
Messenger RNA from Condylura cristata (star-nosed mole), 1801 nucleotides. RefSeq names its product chaperonin containing TCP1, subunit 4 (delta) (gene CCT4). NCBI's taxonomy places the organism in Eukaryota, Metazoa, Chordata, Mammalia, Eulipotyphla, Talpidae. Gene Ontology annotation, molecular function: ATP-dependent protein folding chaperone; ATP binding; ATP hydrolysis activity. Bases 144 to 1595 code for a protein of 483 amino acids. The transcript has 14 exons. Gene Ontology annotation, cellular component: chaperonin-containing T-complex. The record is from RefSeq and is a predicted model, not a curated record. Gene Ontology annotation, biological process: protein folding.